Messenger RNA from Sorex araneus (European shrew), 2189 nucleotides. It is a transcript of the gene PLIN5, whose product is annotated as perilipin 5. The record is from RefSeq and is a predicted model, not a curated record. The coding region runs from base 179 to 1537 and encodes 452 amino acids. Lineage: Eukaryota; Metazoa; Chordata; Mammalia; Eulipotyphla; Soricidae. Gene Ontology annotation, cellular component: lipid droplet; cytosol. The transcript is spliced from 9 exons. Gene Ontology annotation, biological process: lipid storage; positive regulation of triglyceride storage.
CCUUGGAGGUAUGUGAGGGUCUGAGGCCGCCUGCGACACCUUGGGGAGUGCCGUGCACACAGGGGGUCGCUUGGGGGCAGCAAGGACCCGACGACUUUGCAGCAGCGGCGGAAACAGCCCAGAGAGGUGAAGACAUUAGCCCGAAGUCACACAGCAGGGGUGCCCACUGGAAGCCAGAAUGUCCGAAAAUGAGUCAGCUCAGGCCCCAAGUGCCAGUCUGUGGGAACAUGACCAGCAGAACGCAGUGCAGCGCGUGGCGGCGCUGCCCCUGGUCAGGAGCACGUGCUCGGCCGUGUCGGGCGCCUACAGCGCCGCCAAGGACAGGUACCCGCUGCUGGGCUCCGCCUGCCGCCUGGCCGAGCACUGCGCGUCCGACCUCACUGCCCGCGCCCUGGACCACGCCCAGCCGCUGCUCAGCCACCUGCAGCCCCGGAUGGCCACCGUGAACGAUCUGGCCUGCAGGGGCUUGGACAAGCUGGAGCAGAAGCUUCCGUUCCUCCAGCAGCCGUCCGAGAUGGUGGUGACCUCGGCCAAGGACGCCGUGGCCAGCGGCGUGACAGGUGUGGUGGGCUUGGCCCAGAAGAGCCGCCGUUGGAGCGUGGAGCUGAAGCGCUCCGUGAGCCACGCCGUGGAUGUGGUGCUGGGCAAGUCGGAAGAGCUGGUGGACCACUUCCUGCCCAUGACAGAGGAGGAGCUCGAGGCGCUGGCGGCGGAGGCUGAGGGCCCGGAGGUGGGCUCGCUGGAAGAGCAGCGGAAGCAGCAAGGCUACUUUGUCCGCCUGGGCUCCCUGUCGGCGCGGCUCCGCCACCUGGCCUAUGAACACUCACUGGGGAAACUCAGGCAAAGGAAACACCACGCCCAGGAUACACUGGCCCAGCUGCAGGAGGCCCUGGAGCUGAUCGACCUCAUGCAGUGUGGCACAACCCCCAGAGCCCCGGGCCGCCCCGGGAAGGUCCUGGAGCUAUGGGAAGAUUGGAGCCAGAGCCCCUCUGAAAACGGGCGCACCCGCACUCAGGCGGAGCUGGAGACGCUGUCGCUGUCGCGCAGCCUGAUGCGGGAGCUGCAGGAGUCGGUGGACGCGCUGGAGGGCAGCGUGCGGGGCCUGCCGGCCGGCGCUCAAGACAAGGUGGCCGAGGUGCGGCGGCGGGCGGACGCGCUGCAGGCCGCCUUCGCGGACGCGCGCUGCCUGCGGGACGUGCCGGCCGCCGCGCUGGCCGAGGGCAGGGGCAGCCUGGCCCGCGCGCACGCCUGCGUGGACGAGCUGCUGGAGCUGGUGCUGCAGGCCGUGCCCCUGCCCUGGCUGGUCGGGCCCUUCUCCCCGCUGCUCCUGGAGCGCCCCGACACGCCCCGCGACCUGUCCGUCUGGGUGGACGAAGUGGUCGGGGCCCCCGACCCGCGCUGGGCGCACCUGGACUGGCCGGCCCAGCAGAGGGCCUGGGAGGCCCAGCACGGAGACGCGGGGAUGGUGCUCCCCGAGGAGGAGCCGGAACCCCCCAAAACGCCCAAGCACACGCUGAUGCCCGAGCUGGACUUCUGACCCCCGCCGCCGGGGCUCUGCCGCCCCCUCGUGGACGUGAUGGGGAACUGCAGACCAGCGUUUCCACCGUGCCCGGGACUCAAGGACUUGGGGGGGGCCCUCACUCUACCCCCCCAAGCUAACUUCUGUCUCUCACUACUACAGGGGUUCUUCCCCCAGUUCUAGGAGCUGAUCAUAAAAGGCUCCCAGGGAACGUGCCUUUUGGCCUGGCAGUAGUGGGGAAGGGAACUCGGAGUCAGCUCCAACCUGCCUGGCCACGUGGACUGAAAAAGAAUUUCCCCAGUGGGGCCUGAGGAAUCGGGCCGCGGCGAGGGCGCUAGGCCUGGCAUGCAGCCGACCUGGGUUCAAUCCCUGGCAUCCCCUAGGUUCCCCUGAGCACUGCCAGGAAUGAUCCCUGAGCAUGAGCACAGAGCCAGGAGUCAGACCUAAGCACACACACAAAAAAGGGACUGGAGCAAUAGCACAGCGGGUAGGGCGUUUGCCUUGCACGUGGCCGACCCGGGUUCCAUUCCCAGCAUCUCAUAGGGUCCCCUGAGCACAGUAAUUCCUGAGGCAGAGCCAGGAGUAACCCCUGUGCAUUGCCAGAUGUGACCCAAAAAAGCAAAAAAUAAAAAAAUAAAAAAAGAAGAAGAAAAAUGCUUGCAGAUGUUCU